Molecule: messenger RNA, 3879 nt
Organism: Leptomonas pyrrhocoris
Lineage: Eukaryota; Euglenozoa; Kinetoplastea; Trypanosomatida; Trypanosomatidae
Product: putative protein transport protein Sec31
Exons: 1
Coding region: 343-3879 (1178 amino acids)
Biological process (GO): endoplasmic reticulum organization; COPII-coated vesicle cargo loading; endoplasmic reticulum to Golgi vesicle-mediated transport
Cellular component (GO): COPII vesicle coat; endoplasmic reticulum exit site
Molecular function (GO): structural molecule activity; protein binding
Source: RefSeq, a predicted model, not a curated record
AGUCGUAGUAGUGUCGACUCCUACGUAAUUCUUGUUUUUUCAUAGCUCUUUGUUUCCGCCUGUUGUCGUUGUGGAGGCGAUCGAAAUAAUAGAAAGUAGGUUGCUGGGCUUCUCCACUCUAUUUGUUUAAAUCCUUUGCAUCUCGGAUUGUAGGUGGCGGCCUUCGCGUCUCGACCCAACCGCGUGCAAGAGUGCGUCUUGUUUUCUUAUCCAUCCAGCAUCGUUUUCUUCCGUGUGUUUGCUGCCGACUUGCGCUAAGACAGGUGCAUUCAACAUUGUCGAUCCACGCACGCACACACCAACACCAACACCAACACCAACACAAAGAAGACGAGUUAAAGCAUGCGGCUGAAGAGCACCGAGUUAUGCUGCGCCUUCGCGUGGUCGCCGGCGGUGCUCGGCCACCCGCCCCUCCUCGCCACCGCCUCCUACAGCGGCGCGAUGGACGAGAACUUCAGCAACGCCGCCUUCCUGGAGAUCCGCCUCGUCGACGUGAAGGUGACGGAUGAGACGGAGCUGCCGGUGGUGGGCCGGGUGCGGCUGCCGGACCGGGCCUACCGCGUCGACUGGUCCCCCUACACGGGCGACCAAGGCAUCAUCGGCGUCGCGUGCGGCAACGGCUGCGUGUACGUCUUCUCCGCGAAGGACGUCCUCGCCGAGGGUGCGAGUGGCGGGUGCGAGGAGGCAGGUGGGCGGCCGCGCGGGCUGCUCUGGACAGUGAAGGAGCACGCGGGCCACGCCGUCCGCGGCUUCCACUUCAACCCCUCCAAGCCGCACUUCUUCGCCACCGGGGCCGAUGACGGGGUGUGGCAGGUCUGGACCCUGCAGGACGGCGCGACCGGCGGCAUCUGCCCUCCGACCAAGAUCUCCGUCAUCGCGAACGUGCCAAACAGCGGCGCCAUUGUGCACCUGCAGUGGCACCCGAAGUACGCCCACAUCUUCGCGACGGCGACCGUGAGCGGGGUGGUGAACGUGUGGAACUUGAAGAUGGCGACGCGGGUGACCGCGCUGAACGUGUCGAAGGCGUCGCACGGGGCGCAGAUCACGGCGAUCGCGUGGAACCCCACCGCGGCGACGCAGCUCGUCGUGGGGCUGGAUGACGCCCACCCGGUUUUGCAGCUGUGGGACCUCCGCACCGGGGUCGUGCCGCUGCGCGAGAUGGUCGCCCACACCGCCGGCAUCACGGGGCUUGCCUGGUGUGAGCAGGAGGCGUCGAUGGUGGCGUCGUGCGGCGGGGAUGGCCGCACCAUGUGGUGGGACCCGAACACGGGUGAGAAGCUGGGGGAGCUGCAGCCGGUGGAACAGUACUUGGUGGAUGUGCAGUGGUGUCCGGCCCUGCCGGCGGUGCUCGCCACCUCGUCGUUUGAUCCGCUGCUGUGUGUUUCCACGGCGCAGGACGUGGCCAGCACCGGCGGCGACCGGCUUGGGGCGGUCCCGAAGUGGCUCAUGAAGCCGUGUUGUGCCUCGGUGAACAUGUCACUCACCGUGGCCUCGCUCGUCCCCGGCACCAAUCACGACUUGGCGCUCGACAACCUGCACAACGUCCCCAUGAGCCCCCAGACGUCGGAGGAUCAGCAGAUGAUGAAGCACCUGGCGAAAUUCCCGAUUGGGUCGCCGGAGCGGACGCAGUGGCUGCGCGACACCCACCACGAACUCCUGGCCGCCUUUGCAAGCGCGCAAAACUCCCGCCAGCCCAUCCUGGACUUUCUGAACGCCGACCCGGACGCGGCGAAGGCGGCGGCCGGCGCAGCGACCGGGGGCUACAGCCGCGGCGCUGACGACGAGGACGACCCCUUCGCGGCCAUCUCGCACGAGAACCAAAAGAGCUACGAGGACCGCAGCUCGGAGCUGGUGGCGAGCGGCAAGAUCGACGAGGCGGUCGACCUGUGCAUGGACGAGCACUGCUUCGACGACGCCUUCGCCCUUGCGUUUCUCAGCGGCGGGGAGUUGAUCCGCAAGGUGCACCAGCGCUACGUCGAGUACAUCGCCGCCAACAACCCGAAGAAGCGCCACGUGCUCUUUGCUGGAGCGAUCGCAUCCGGCGACUUCCGCACGCUGAUCCAAGCGGACGUGCCGUGGAAGGAGGUGCUGUCGGCCAUCGUGGCCUUUGUGACGGGGGACGGGUUUGCGGAGUCGUGCAACCUGCUCGGCGACGCCUUGCGCGAUCAGCAGAACUACGAGGGCGCCUAUCACUGCUACAUCUGCGCCCGCAACGUGGACGCCGUCGUGGACCUCUGGCGGCUGGAGCAGCGCCCCUCCCGCGAUGUGGUGCAGGACACCAUUUUGUUGGAGGAGACGACGCAGCGGGCUGCGAGUGGCGCUUACUUGGCCCAUUGCAUGUGUGACUACGGGGUGAAGCUGCUGACCGAUGGACACCCAGAGGAGGCGCUGCAGUACCUGCGGCGAGCCUGCCGCGUCGGCGACCACACCGCGGCGGUGCUGGUGGAUCGUAUGAAGUACUUGUUCGACGUCUCCCACGAAAAGCUGUCGGUGCCCUACGAACCGGCGCCGGUGUCGGACGAGCAGAGUCCGGCGUGUCAGGCGUUCCUCGCCGCUGCCGAGGCGCGCCGCAUGCGCGAACUGCAUGAACAGCAGCAGCAACAGCAGGCUCAGCAACAGCAGGCUCAGCAGCAGCAGCGCAUGUCUCCGCACCCGAACGAGAUGGCACAGCAGCAGCAGCAGCAGCAGCUGCAGCAGCAACGUCAGCAACAACCUCCGAUGAUGGGAGGCGGUUACAUGCCUCAGUCCGCAGGGCAGUCUGCCAACGCCAUGGGCGGCUUCCCACCGCUGCGUCCGCCGCAGCAACCAUCCUUUUCCCAGCAAAACUACCAGCGCCCACCGUCAGAUCACCCUGCCCCUUACACAGCACAGGCACCACCACCACCACCGAUGCAGCAACAGCAGCAACAACCGUCUCGUAACUCAUCAGGGCUCAACACACCAGCCCGGCCUCCGCUGAUGCCGAAUGCGUCCUCAUCGUCGCUGCCCGGCCACACCUCCGCCCCUCCGCCUCCGCCGCCGCCGUCAUCGUCGGGUGGGGUGUACAACGUGAACCACCAUAACCCGGGUGCGAUGCCCGGCAUGCCGCCCCUGCAGGGUCCCGCUGCUCCACCACCACCCACAGCGGCAUCCACACAGCCGUCGGCCCUCCCACCGAAUCGCAUGGGCUCACCCACCUCGAAUGGGAUGAUGGGCCAGCCGAAGCCGCGGCUCAUGCCGCACCCAGUCUCAACCUUCUCCUCGAUGCGCCCGCCGAGCGCCGGUGGUGGGGCCUCGCCCACCGGCCCACCGCCGCCCUCUCAACAGCAGCUGCAACAGCAGCCGUCCGCCUCGAUGGGCGGCUACCCCGCUGCUGCUGCUGCGGCGCCUCCACCGCUGUUGUCCAGCGCCCUCAGCCACUGCGCACCGUCGCAGCCGACGUCGCUCUACAACGUGACGGCUCAGCCUGCACCACCGAUGCAGCAGCAGCAGCAGCAGCAGCAGCAGCAGCAGCCUGCCAUGGCCGGUCCCCCGCCGCCGCGGCCUGGGAUGGCAGCCGCCAAUGCCGCCCCGGCAACCAUCAGCCCACCAUCUCAAAACGCGGCUCUCGCAGCGGUAAACCCGGCGCAGCUCCCUGCCCCGCUGCACGGACAAAUUGUACAGCGACUGCAGCAGCUCGUGCCGAACAUCGCCGACCCGCGCCGGCGUGCCGCCGUGGAGCAGGCGGCGAUGGAGCUGGUCCGGCAGAUGCAGCAGAACUUGUUGCCGGAGGAUCUGCUGAAGAUGCUGCAGUACUUCUGCAACAGCGCCGGCACACCAGCUGCGGCGCAGGUGUGGGCGCAGAUUGCGGAGCGCUACGGGCAAGGCGUGCAGGCCUACGCAAAUCUGCGUUACCUGUAA